UUGCGAUAAGUUGUGUGUCGUCUGAUGUGAGCGAUGUAUGUUUGUUUUUACUGUCAGUACGAUUUGAUGUGUUGACAAGUUCUUUUAAAUACUCGUAAUUUUUCUGUGUCGUCACAAUAAAACAUGUUGCACGGACUUUACGAGGUCGGAGCAGCAUAUAUUUCGAGCUUACAAAAUGGGUUGAAGCCACUGGAAAACAUAUUACUGAAAAUUUCAUCAGCAUCCGAUCCAGCAGCAGUUGUAUCAACUGUUUUCCCCCUUGUUGUUGCAUUUGACCCACAACUAUCGGCUGAAGUUCUAAUUGUGUCAACAACUGCAGAAUGGUUAAAUACCCUAUUAAAGUGGCUGUUUAUGGAGCAUCGCCCAUAUUGGUGGGUGCGGGAACAGCAGUCGCACAUAAUGCUACAACAAACACACAUGACCUGCGAAACUGGCCCAGGUUCCCCCUCAGGACAUGUCAUGGGCACUACAGCUGUGCUGUAUAUCUUCCUGUGUUGGUUUAUUAAUACUGUACUGUUGCCAAGUACAGGAAAAAGUGCUGUAAGGAAAAUGCUGCUGAUAAUUCUCUCAUUGACUGCCUUUAUGGGGACUGUUGCAUUGGUUGCAGUAUCAAGAAUGUACAUAGCUGCUCAUUUUCCACAUCAGUGUAUUCUAGGCUUUAUAUGUGGUGUAGCUGUUAGCUGGCUGGUAAAAAAACUGAACUGGUGGAGGACAGCAGGCAGGCUUAAAUUAACGAUUGCUGCUGCUUGUCUUAUGGCAGUUUCUGUUGUUUCUUAUUGGCUACAGAAAAUUGCAGGUGUGGACCCUCAAUGGUCUGUUUAUCUUGCUCUGAAGUGGUGCUUCCAAGAGGAAAAUGUUAACAUAACAACCACACCUCUAUUUUCUCUUGUCAGAGUGGCUGGCACUACAUUUGGGGUAGCUCUAUCUGCACCAGUUUUUAGAUUACGAAAGAGCCAAAGACCAGUGAAAGCAUUUCUGGCAUCAUAUGUUGCUGCUCUGUUGAUUGCAGGUGCCUCUGAAACUGUUACAACAUCUAAUGUGUUUAUAUUUUACCCACUACAGUUUCUUCUGUUUACGCUUCAACCAUGGUUGCUGUUUAAAAUAAUACCGGAGGUGAUGUGAAGUUGAAGCUUUGGUUAUUGUUGCUGUUGCUUAUAUGAAGUAACCUAAUGUGUUGAAACAACUGAAAAUCAUUUGGAUUGCUGAGAUGCAGAAAUACCAUGAAGAUUGUUAGAGACUGCUUCCAUAUACGGAUUUGUUUCCAAGACAAAGGCAUAUUAGUUUAUGUCAGCAUGUUGUAUAAAUGUGAGCCUCAAAAUUCAUUCAAUUGUUGUAUUUGCUGUUCGUGUAUUUAUAGUGUAUUGCAUCUGUAUAAAUAUAAUAUAGAAUAAUUUCAAGUUACAUAAUAUUGAAAGUUGAAACAUGCACUUAUUGUAUGCACUAAAUCCACAGAGUGCAAUCAUCGCAUAAUUAUGAUCAUUAAUUUGUGAAUGUGUUGCAUUAGUUGCACAUUUUUGAUAAUAUUGUUUCUGUUUGAUUUUGCCAUAAGGUGUGGUUGAUCUGUGUGACUUAAUGUGUGAAAAAUAUGUGCUACUUAUCAGAUGAUAAUGUGACUUUGGGGCAAAACUCGUGUCAAAUUUUUGAGUUGAAAUGUUUUAUUCUGUGAUGUAGUUGUCAGAUCCUAUAAUUGUAAAGUCAAGGUUUAAAACUGUUUAAUGUCUCUUGUUUCAUCCUUCAGUGACUAUUCUGCUGAAAUUUUAUCACUCAUGAUAUCUUGGUACUUAACCUCAAAUUUUCUGUGUAGAGUGACUUGAUUGGAGACAUGAUAUACAGUUUCAAUACGAUGAACCAAACAGAUCACUGUUUCAUUUGUCAAUCUGCUUCUGUGUGUGUGUGUGUGUGUGUGUGUGUGUGUGUGUGUGUGUGUGUGUGUGUGUGUGUUUCUUUCCAUUUUUUACCUGAUAUCUCCCCAUGUGAAAUUAUAAACACUACUAAAUGUAACCAGUCAUUUAUUAUAACUAAACACAGAACCCUAUAGUAAAUUCAGAAUAAAGAAUACAGUAAUUGGGUUACUUUGUGUGGCUGAUUGUAUCUGUGUAGUGCAUAAAGAGUCAAAUGUAAAUAUGCAGCCUUUAUUGUCAGUAAUUUAUUUAUUUAUUUACUUCUUCCAGCACACAUUGUGGUAUAGACCAGAACCCUUGUCCCAGAUAUCUGUUUUACAGUAAUUUUGCACUUGAACAGCUUUACCUGUGUGCAUGAUCAGUAUUCUUGGGAUAAAAUAUUCAGGGUAUUCAGAAAUUCCCAUUAGAGACUUCUAGGACUUAUAGAGAGAAUGAGUAUCUAACAUUUCGAAUAAGAACCCAUGUGUGGACAUGUCAUCCAGCCAUCCUACAGAGCAUCAAAGUUAUAGGCACCAGCACCUGUAAAUGUAUGUAUAUACAGAAUGAUUCUGUGAUGAUGUUACAAACUUUAUAGGAUGGCAGAGAAGGAUAAAUGUGUUGAGGUAUUGGUCCCUGUAUCAGAAACAAAUGAGUCGAAAGUUACAAGCGAAAACCGUUCUGAUGCCUCUGACAGUGGAAUACGUGUACUGGUACUGUUGUCAAGAUUGUAGGGUAGGCAACUUUCAGAGGUGGUAUUAUGGACUAAAACAGGAAAAAAGCCUUUAAACAUCAUCCUUAAGAACUAUGAGCACUCAUUCAAUAGAGGAAAUGUGUUUCACACUAGCUAAGAUGAACAAGUGCUCGUAGCUCCUAAGGUAUGCAUUUAGAGCCCAUGUUUAGUGGACAUUUUUUCUUUCUUUUGGUCCAUACUACCACCUCUGAAAGUUGCCUAUCCUACAAUCUUAGCAGCAACAGUACCAGUACAUGUAUUCCACUGUCAGAGGUAGCAGAAUGGUUUUUGUUUGUUUCCGGUACUGGCGCCGUGACCUCAAACUGAUACAUUUAUCUUUCUCUGUCAUCCUGGAAAGUUUGUAACAUCAUCAUGGAAUCAUCCUGCAUAUACAUACAUUUUCAGGCACCGGCACCUAUAAUUUUGAUGCUUUGUAGCAUCAUUAGUUGAUGUUUCUGGACACAAGCUCCUGUUCAGGAUAUCUGUACUCACUCUCCUCUACAAGUCUUAGAGGUUUGUACUGGGAAUUUCAGAACACUCAUUAUAAUGGGAAAUAGUUCAAAACCCAAGUAUAAAUUCUAACUAAAGAUCCUAAUCAGCCACAGCAAACUACACAUGCUACUACAUAGUUAACAAGUGCAUAUGCACAAGUCAAUUAAGUACACUGAAAUUUGCUGCUACCCCCAUAUGCUAAAAGUCUACAAAACAAUCCGAGUGUACACUUCGUCCAUUCAGGUGGUAUUUUACACAAAGCAUCAUCUACAAAACACACAAAAAACUCAUCACAUCAUAUUGGUUUAGAGGUGCAAGUGUACCACUACUACCACUGAACAAAUACUGAUCAUGAACUGAACUAGCGUGCACAGAUGUACUGGAUACUGUCUGCUGUAGUAGUGUCUCAUCAGGUGUUUCUGAAUCGAAGUCACUUUCACUAGCCUCAACAUCCACAUUGUGAAACCUUUCAGAACUGUCACUGAAAUUAUCAUCACUUUCUAAAACCAGCUGCUGUAUCUCCAAAUUUGAUAACAAAAAAACCUCACUAAUACAGUGGUAAACACAGAUGAAAAGGUGUGCUUUUUUGUGGUUGUUUCACUGGACACAUACUGUCGACGUGCACUCGAGUGUAAAAUGUUAUAAAUAACACAGAAUACGCUGUGUUGCCUGAAUAGAGCUGCCAUCUAGUGGACGAAGCUCAACUAAUACCACAGUUUCAAUGGCAUGCAGAUAACUUAUCAUUCCCACUAGCUACUAACCACAGAAUGCGGCAGCCAGAUGUAUCCAUCCAAUCCAUUGUGAUUUAGCAGAGCAGGGACGGAUAUAUCUGCCAUGCCUACUUAAAGGGUAAAGCACAUUUAAGAUAUUUGUACGAUUGUCGUAGUCACCUUAGGAUAGGCGAGUAGACACGUAAAUCAUUUAUCACUUCUCUCUCCUUUAUUUAAAAAAGUGUAUUGUUAUGUGUUAAACUAUUAUGAAAGACUAACAGCAACUGGAAUAAGUUGUGAAGAUCAUAAAUACGCAGCUAUAAUUUAACAAGCAGUAAGUUAUAAAUUCCUGAAGUGUACUUAGCAGUCUACAUUGUUUUGAGUGAAAGCAUAUUUACAGCAUGUGUAACUCUUAUUAUUGCUUCUGUUUUGUAACCUGAAUUAUUACUGUGUAAUCCCAGAUGUUUAAGAUUGUAUUUCAUAUAAAUGAAUCACAGUAAUUAUUGUAUUUUUAAAGGAGGUCACUUCAGUUAUAUGCAACUACAAAGAAAUUAACAGUUACUGAGAUAUGAAAUGUCUGAAGCAAUGUAGUCAUUCUUGGGAGUGGUAUGUUGAGGAUUGAUUAUUUGGGUACAUGAGUGAAGAAAAGUAACAAUAGUAGGCUUCAGACACUAUUAUGAAUUAGGUACCAAUAUAUAAUUUGUGUUUCUGUUAAUGGAGCCAUAAUAAAGAGCUCUUUAUUUUGUAUUCUACCAGCAGCCUCUUUAUGUUACUUGUUAUCUCUCUCAAGUGAAUAGCUACAUUUUACCAAAAAUAUCAUUUUUGUCACUAUUCUAUUUAGGUGUUAUAAAAUGUUGUUCUGUUGUGUGAAGAACUUGGAUCAUAUAUAUUUGAUAGACUUUCUUUAGGUGGCCAUGCAUUUGGUGAUGUUCUUGAAGCUGAUAAAUGAGUGACAUUUUCUUCAGCAGGUACUGGUGUUUCAGUAUCUUGUUUCACCAAUUGCAAAAUUUGGUAUGAAAUGGUAGACUGCUUUUAUGUGGCACUAAGGCUGUAAAAAUUUGAGUAGCUUCCUGAUUUGAGUUCCUAAAAUGAAAAACAGGUUUUUAAGGAAACGUUUGCUAUACCAGUUUCUGCAGACAGAACAUUACUGGAAGUCUGUUGCAGGCGACCUUGAGUAGAGACGGAAUUUUUACAGUUAGAAACAUACACAACAUGUUUCUACAUGUUAUUUCAGAUACAAAAUACCAAUUUAUUGAGUUUGAUUUUGGUGCAACUGAUAAAGUAUCUAAUUUUGGAGGGAUAGAGGCUCUAUAAAAUAUGGUAUUUUAUUUUUAAAAAAUUAUGCAGAUACCCUCAUUAAGAAUUCGUAAAGGUACUGAAGCCAUAAACACUCUAUGAAAUCUUCUAUAUUUGUUUACAACAGAUGAUACUUUUCCCCAAAGUACUAAUGUGCUGAAACCAUACAGAUAGUGUGGUUUAAAUAACAUGGAAGAAAAGUAAAACUACCAUCACAAUGAUUCUGUAGUAAAAUCAAAUUUUUCACUGCAUAACUAUUUAGUGUCCACACUAGAUCAAACUUAUCCUCCAUAUGAGUCUGUUGAGUCCCAAAAUGGAAGCUGGAUUUGUCAGUAUUGGUACAAUGAUGGAUUAAUCAAAUAUGGUGCCUCUGGAGAGUUUUUGUUUCGGUAAUGUGGCAUUAAAGUUGAAACAAGUGUGAGGUAAAUUUACAAAGUAUUUUGUAAAUGCCCUAGCAGUAUAAUUUUUUACACUGAAGUAUUUAAAGAAAUUAAUUAAAUAAAACAUUAAUAGUAUUUAUGUCUGUUUCCUUUAGAUUAGAAGGUGCUCUCUGUAGAAUAUCCUGACCAGUUAAAGAGUCAAAAAGUUUAUUUUACCAUAGACUUGGUACAUAUACUUAAUCUGCACAAGAGCUUGAGCUUUAAGUUUCAGUAUUUUUUGUCUGUGACAUUAGUUUUCAGGCUAUUAACCUUCUUCUCUACUGUCUCACGAAGUGCAGUCAGUUCAUUUUCUGGCAAUAUUUCAAGUAAUCACUUGUCAUGACAUUCAGUUGUUAACAUUUACACUCACAUUCAGUAAUCAUAAGUACUUGUUGGUGAUUGUGACAAGUGUGUAGAAGUCUCUGCUACCCAUGUUCAUUGUUUCCAUGUGCAGGUGCAGCAUGCACAAGUGUAGAGAAGGAAAUUUGUUCAUGUCUCAAAUAAUAACAUGUUAAAUAUUUGCACAGUUUUAACCUUAUACAGAAUUGUACAUGGGUGCACAAGUGACUUGCGUGUUUAUACUUGUCAAGUACGCUGUGACAGGUGUAGCCAUCCUAAGGUAAUACUGCAAAAGAAUUGUAGCACAGCCUCUUUAGACAUAAGACACACCGUGAAGGAAAUUAUUGUGAAUAAUUAUGAUUUCAACCUCCAGUGAUAUUUCUCACAUAGGCCUGUGACAAAUGAAUUUAUGGGUGAAAAUCAUUUCCUAAUGUAGCACACAGACUAAUCCCUGAAAAAAGAUUUGGCUAAGAGCAUACCUGUCAGUUAAUUAAUUCUGAAGAUAAUACUCAAAUGUGACUUCAGGUACAAAAGCCCAUUGCUGCUUGUGAGGAUUAUAUUGAUAUUCUUUGUUACGGUCAUUUAUAAAUUCGUUUAUGAAAACUGAUCUAAAUGUCUAUCAAAUUGGUAGCAAUAAUUUGAUCAUAUUAAAUAAUUUUGUUGUUCAAGAGAUGUAAUGGAAAGAGGCUGAAGUACAGAUAUGAAUGAAAAUAAGUAAGACUAAUAUAAAAUGGUAAACAACAGAGGAAAAUUUACUAGUGUAGGUUGGUGCUGAAACUGUGAGGUUUUGAGGGGAAAUAACGUAACAGCUGAAAUCUUUGUACAUGCAAAGUUAACCUCAUGGAGCACACAGACAGACUAUAAAUCAGUAUGCCUCAUCAUUUUUGUGAGUUCUGUGUUUGAGACAUCGAGAUGACUAAAAGUUUAAUGUUACUAGAGGUGAACAGAAUAGUCUUUGAUUAUAGACAGUUGUAGACUAGAAUGUAUGGAAGUUGGAACACAGUUGUUAAAAAUAGUAACAAGUGGUAUCAGGUUUGUGUUUAGUGUAUGGUAUUUAAUGUGAGUUAGACCCAUGAUGGUACAUUGUGUAUGUCGAAGCUGCUAAAUCCCACCAUUUCUUCAACUUUCUCCAACCAUCACCCCCUCCCCUCCUCUCCACACACACACACACACACACACACACACACACACACACACACACACACACACACUCUUCUUUCUGUUUUUCCCCCACUUUCAACCCCAGCCUUAGAACUGAAGUGAAUUUUUUUAAUGUAGAGGAAAACCGCCUGUAGUAAGGCACAAAAAUGCAAAAUGAUAACAGGAAACAUUAAAGAAAACAUUAACACAGUGUCAGUUGUGUUGUGAGAAAAGAUUGUUUCUUUUCUUUUGUAUUUCAGUAAUUAUUUUUUUCUGUUCUACCCUGAGAAGGUGAAGCAUAUAUCCUUAUAUAUUGUGUGAAUAAAUUUUUCUGGAUGAUCCUAGCAUUUCUCUUAAAUGUUAUUGAUAACUUUCAGCUGCUUUUCUGUUGUCUCAAAGUGUUGAGAUCCUGAGCUGUGUGUAUCCAUUUAAAGUUUGAAAGCAAUGUCCGUAGCAAAAAUAUGUCAUGAAUUGUGGCUACUACUGAAGCCAUUCUUGAGUUUUCUUAGUCUAUUUUAAUAUCCUUCAUUAUAUUUGAAAAAAAAGCAGUAUUAGUAAUGCCAAAGAGUAAUGAAUUAUAUUUAUCAAGUUCCUGGAACUAUUUUUGUGGCUAUGAAUAGAGAGAGAGAGAGAUGUCAGUUGCUGAACUUGUCAAAGGUGGUUUAGCUACGUUAUUUAAUGUAGUUCGGAGUAUUCUUUUUCGGGCAGUGUUAAAUAACUAACACACAGUAGUAAUGCCAGUUUCCAGUUGUUUUAAUAUAAUUAAGUUUAUGUCAUCGGACUGAUGUAAAAUGCAAUGUUUUUAUUUCAGUACAAGCGGCAAAUUUCUAAUGACUUUCUAUUGAAUAUGCUGUAAUAAAAGUUAUGAAACUGUCUUCAAUUGUUGUAUAUAUG
This is a messenger RNA of Schistocerca piceifrons (Central American locust), 7900 nucleotides long. It is a transcript of the gene G6P, whose product is annotated as glucose-6-phosphatase 3. The coding region runs from base 124 to 1122 and encodes 332 amino acids. Gene Ontology annotation, molecular function: glucose-6-phosphatase activity. Gene Ontology annotation, cellular component: membrane. The transcript is spliced from 7 exons. NCBI's taxonomy places the organism in Eukaryota, Metazoa, Arthropoda, Insecta, Orthoptera, Acrididae. Gene Ontology annotation, biological process: gluconeogenesis; glucose 6-phosphate metabolic process. The record is from RefSeq and is a predicted model, not a curated record.